Messenger RNA from Gordionus sp. m RMFG-2023, 1365 nucleotides. Its product is annotated as probable mitochondrial glutathione transporter SLC25A40. The coding region runs from base 72 to 1214 and encodes 380 amino acids. The record is from RefSeq and is a predicted model, not a curated record. Gene Ontology annotation, cellular component: mitochondrion. NCBI's taxonomy places the organism in Eukaryota, Metazoa, Nematomorpha, Gordioida, Chordodea, Parachordodidae. The transcript has 9 exons. Gene Ontology annotation, biological process: mitochondrial transmembrane transport.
UUUAUAUAUUCGCAUUUGUGCUUUCUUUCUGAUUUAAAAAUCCUAGGUUUUUGCAUACUAUAUGCAAGCUCAUGGAUAAUUCUAAUUGUACCAUAAAGCCUUGGCAGCAAGCUGUUUCUUCAUGCACAGGAGGCUUAAUUACAUCGCUCUUUGUAACUCCCUUAGAUGUAGUUAAAAUCAGGUUACAAGCUCAACAAAAGCAUUUAAGUUUACCUGUAAAAAUAUGUAACAAAACUACUCCUUUUGAUGUUAUCAAAACACGACUUCAGGUUCAGCAAAUACCUAUACAAAAAGGCCAAUGUUUUUUAUAUUGCAAUGGACUUUGGGAUCAUAUUUGCUUUUCUGUUGAAAAUGGGUUAACAUCUAAUGGUCGCCCUUGGUACAAGAGACCUAGCCAUUUUUCUGGAACAUGGGAUGCGUUAAUGAAAAUCACCAAAUAUGAGGGUCUAACAUCUCUAUGGAGUGGGCUCUCUCCAACAUUACUCAUGGCAAUCCCCGCUACAAUGGUAUAUUUCACUACCUACGAUCAAAUCAAAUACAAAUUGGGCUAUCUGGAUACAAAUAUGUGUGAAACAAAUGCUGAAAAAACAAUGUAUUAUUCAUCUAUCCCUAUUUUAGCAGGGGCAUUAGCUCGAGUUGGCGCUGUAACUGUUAUAAGUCCAUUAGAAUUGAUCAGGACCAAAGUUCAAUCUGUUCAAAUUAAUUACCCAGCCGUUUUACAAGCUCUUAAACAAGAUUUAAAAUUAAAUGGAGUCCUAUCUUUGUGGAAAGGAUGGGCACCUACAAUACUAAGGGACGUACCUUUUUCAGCUCUUUAUUGGGUCAAUUACGAACACAUCAAAUCGCGAUUUAUAACCAAAUCUACCCCCAGGAAAUCUCAAAUUAUGAUAGCCUUCAUCAGUGGCGGUGUUGCAGGAACGGUCGCAUCUAUUUUAACAACUCCUUUCGACGUUAUAAAAACUCACCGGCAAAUAGAAUUGGGAGAAUUGGAGGCCAAACAUAUAAAUUGUUCAAAAUCAAAUACCACUUUUUCGCUCAUCAAAAAAUUAUACCGAGUUAAUGGUUUUAAGGGCCUUUAUGCAGGUGUCGUUCCUAGGGUUAUCAAGGUUGCUCCCGCUUGCGCUAUAAUGAUAAGCACUUACGAAUACGGAAAACUGUUUUUUAAAUCUUAUAAUCAAAAACACACAACUCUAUCUCAUAUUGACAUUACUUAAAUAUUAUAUUAUAUAUUUUAAUCGACGAUCAUUUAAGUUAUAACCAAUAUUUUUUUGGUUUAUAAAGCGUUGUAACCCGGUUCAAAAUAUAACUACUUUUAGUGCAAAAUAAUAUAUUUUUUACUUGUAUAUGAUUGUAUAUAAUUUUCUU